Malurus melanocephalus (red-backed fairy wren) is the source of this 6493-nucleotide messenger RNA. It is a transcript of the gene NUP214, whose product is annotated as nucleoporin 214. Gene Ontology annotation, molecular function: protein binding; structural constituent of nuclear pore. The record is from RefSeq and is a predicted model, not a curated record. The transcript has 35 exons. Gene Ontology annotation, cellular component: nuclear pore. NCBI's taxonomy places the organism in Eukaryota, Metazoa, Chordata, Aves, Passeriformes, Maluridae. Gene Ontology annotation, biological process: RNA export from nucleus; protein import into nucleus. Bases 58 to 6315 code for a protein of 2085 amino acids.
UGGCGAAGGGCUCUCCCGGCGGGGCGCGGGCGGCGGGACCGCGGCSGCGGGGCCGCCAUGGGGGACGACAUGGACGUGAUCCCCGAUCGGGAGAUGAAGGAUUUUCAGUUCAGAGCACUGAAGAAGGUUCGCAUCUUUGAUUCUCCUGAUGAUCUCCCCAAAGAGCGCUCCAGCCUCCUUGCUGUGUCCAACAAAUAUGGGCUGGUCUUUGCUGGUGGAGGGACCAGCCUGCAGAUCUUCCACACCAGAGAUCUUCUCAUGCAGAAACAGCCAGGAGAAGAUCCCAGUAAAAUUGUGGAGAAUAUUCAGAGUACUGUGGUUCCCAUGAAGUUCCCUAUGCAGCACCUGGCUCUGAGCUGUGACAAUCUCACCCUGUCUGUCUGUAUGAUGUCCAACGAGAUUGGUUCCUUCAUCAGCUUUUUUGAUGUCCGYACAUUCCUAAAUCAGGCAAAGCAGCAGAAACAUGCAUUUGCUUAUCACAAACUGGCCAAGGACUCGGGAAGUGCAGCUGUGGUCAAUGACCUGAAGUGGAACCCUGCCAUUCCUGCCAUGGUGGCCAUCUGCCUGUCCGAUGGCAGCAUCUCUGUCCUGCAGGUCACAGACUCUGUGAAGGUUUAUGCCACACUCCCAUCCUCUGCUGCUGUCACAUCUGGUGAGUGGCAGCCUUGGARGGUGCUCAGAAUGGUGGACACUGAAGAGCAGACACAGAUUGAAAAGUUGUUUUAUUUGCAGAAUCUUCAGGAGAAGAAAGUAAUCCCUUGUCCUCCCUUUUAUGACUCAGACAACCCYGUUAAAGUUUUGGAUGUACUGUGGAUUGGCACAUAYGUUUUCAGCAUCGUGUAUGCAGAGGCUGAUGGGACACUGGAAAUGUCUCCACAAGUGGUCAUAGCCAUAUUGCCUAAAAAGGAAGAAAAGCGACCAGAGAAGUUUGUGAAUUUCAUGGAGCCGUGCUAUACGAGCUGCACUGAGAGACAGCAUCAUUACUUCCUCAAUUUUGUGGAGGAUUGGGAUCUGGUUCUGGCAGCUUCAGCAGCUUCCACAGAAGUCAGCAUUCUUUCCAGGCAAGGGGACCAGAAUUGGGAAUUGUGGGUUUUGGAGGACUCCAGCAGAGCAGAACUUCCUGUGACAGAUAAAAGUGAUGACACACUGCCUGUUGGUGUUGCUGUAGACUACACCAGUAACAUGCCCAUUGUGAUCAGUGAUGAGAAGAUCCUUCCUCCAGCUCCAGUUCUGAUCCUGCUCUCCACGGAUGGUGUGCUCUGCCCAUUUUACAUGAUCAACCAAAACCCAGGGGUCAAGUCACUUAUUGUGACCCCGGAGCCGCUGCAGUUGGUSGGGGAGAGAGUUCCAAAGGCAGCAGGAAGUGCUGCCACAACUCCAACCACUCCUCCAACUUCUCUAAAGCCUGACACAGUACCGGCUGUUGCUCCCACUGUGCCCACCUCCAGUCAGCCUCCAGCAGGGAGUGGAGCAGCUGCUUUUUCCUUCAUGCCUUCAGCUGUGAAGAUUCCUGUUUCCACGGGCGGUGAUCCCCCACCAUAUUCCUUUGCCAGCAAUGCCUCCCAGCAAGCCCAGACUCCUGCUCUGACUGGAGCAGCAACGUUCUCCUUCUCCUCUGCUUCUUCCAAGGCAUCCAUGACUCCUGCUUCUGUAGCCACCACUACAACAGCUGCUGCCACCUCCUUUUCUUUUGGAUCCAUGAACUUUAAACCAGCUGCAGACAGCUCGUCUGGGCCAUCACUCACCACAGCCCCUGCUGCACAGAAAUCAUCUUUUGCACCUUCAGCUUCUUCAGUCAAAGUGAACCUCAAUGAGAAGUUCAGUGCUGUAGACACCGCUUCUCCCACCAGCAGCAGUGGUCAAGGCACUUCCACAAUGUUUUCCUUCUCAACUGGUUCCAAAACUGCUCCUGGAGGUUCUCUAAGCCAGUCCACGCCCCUCACAGCCCCUCCUACCACACCAUUGAAGACUUCAUCCCCUGUGCCCACCACAGUGGCACGUCCUGCUCAAAAUACUCCUUCAGCUUCCUUGGUACAGAAGACUCCCAAAAUCACCCCAUCAGCAGCAAAGCCAAGCUCUACCCAGGGCAAAUCAGCACUCCCCAGCACCACUUUAGAGAAACAGACCCACCAGUGGAAGGAGUCGGACCCUGUCAUAGCAGGAAUCAGAGAGGAGAUUGCACAUUUUCAAAAGGAGAUGGAGGAGUUGAAGGCCAGAACUUCCAAAGCCUGUUUCCAGGUUGGGACUCCAGAAGAAAUGAAAAUGUUGCGAACGGAGUCGGAUGAUCUUCACACCUUUCUGCUGGAAAUUAAAGAGACAACAGAGUCACUUCAUGGAGAUAUCAGUAUUUUGAAGACGACCUUGCUGGAGGGAUUUGCAGGGGURGAAGAGGCUAAAGAACAGAAUGAACAGAAUCGUAGCUCGGGGUAUUUACACUUGCUCUAUAAGAAACCUUUGGAUCCCAAGAGUGAAGCACAGCUUCAGGAAAUCCGACGCUUGCACCAGUAUGUGAAGUUUGCUGUUCAGGACGUGAAUGACGUUCUGGAUUUGGAGUGGGAUMGACACCUGGAACAGAAGAGAAAGCAGAAGCGUCUGAUAGUCCCCGAGCGAGAGACUUURUUCAACACCCUGGCAAAUAACCGGGAAAUCAUCAACCAGCAGAGGAAGAGACUGAACCACCUGGUGAACAGCCUGCAGCAGCUCCGCCUCUACAACCAGACCUCUCAAUGGAGUGUCCCCAGUGAYACAUCUCUAAACAGUGCUCAGAGUUUUGACAGCGACCUUGAAAGCCUGCGCAAUGAUUUGAUGAAAACUACUUUGAAAUCACAAGCCAAACCUCUGCCUAAAGCACCUGCUAAGUUAUCCCCUGUGAAGCAGGCACAGUUGAGAAAUUUCCUAGCCAAGAGGAAAACUCCACCAAUUAGGUCUACAGCUCCAGCAAGUUUGUCCCGAUCUGCCUUCUUGUCCACGAGAUAUUAUGAAGAUUUGGAUGAAGUCAGCUCAACAUCCUCAGUUUCCCAGUCACUGGAGAAUGAUGAUUCCCAAGCAGUGGACCAGGAAGAAGAGGCUGCCCCAGUYCAAGUCCCUCGUCAUGCUCCUGUGGUCCGAACUCCCUCUAUCCAGCCGGGUUUGAUGGCUCAGUCUCCGUCCUUUGGGAAACAGCAUCUCUCCCUGGGUACUUUGUUGCCUACAUCUUCAAACAGAAUCAUCCCACAAGGGGCAGACAGUACAAUGCUUGCAACAAAGACUGUGAAACACGGAGCCCCUGCUCCCACUGUCACUGUUCCAGCACCACAAGCAGCUGCUGCUGCAGCUCUGCAGAGGCAGAUGGCUGCUAAUCAGUCCCCAGCUGUAAGCACCUCCUUGACCGAAUCAACUCUGAAGAACGUUCCUCAGGUGGUGAAUGUUCGAGAACUCAAGUCUGGUUCUUUGACUCCAGUAGUCCCUGCAGUAAUAGGAUCGUCUGUUCCUCACUCUGCAGCCCAGGCAGUCCAUCARGUUUUGGCAACUGUUGCUACAAAUCAAGCUAAACAGACCCCUCUGGCAAGCUCCAUGAAGGGCCAGACUCCACCUUCCUCCGUGUGUGCACCCUCCCCUAUGGCAUCCACAGCUGGGCCAACAUCAUCUGGCARCAAGAUCUCAGGACAAGGGACAGUAAAAACAGUUACAGCUGUUUCUUCUACAGUGACAUCAGUACAAGCAACRACUUCACAGCUUAACAAAGCAUUCUCGUUUUCUUCUACGGGGUCUGUAUUUAAUUUUAGUGGAGUCACAUCAGCUGCUUCAUCACAGACGCUGCCCAGCCUCACUCCCUCACAAGCCCCUGCUAAAGAGUCUGCCCAGCCAGAUUCGUUUUCGUUUGCUGGGAGUUCCAAACUUGGAGCAAUUCCCGAGGCUUCCUUUGCUUUUGGGUCCCACAAGUCAGCAAGUGCUCCAGGAGGUGUGGUAGGAGGUAACUCCUCAGCAGAUGGCACCCAGUCAAACAAAGCUGCUGCAGCAACAUCUUCUGCUCCCCCCACAACCUCUGGCAAGUUGGAUAUUGCUCCAUCCAAACCAGGAGAUCACUUGUUUCAGGGCAAUUUAGCUGGGGAAACUCUCGGCAGCUUCUCAGGACUUCGGGUUGGUCAAGUAGAUGAUAAUGCCAAGGCCACCACUAAAGYACCAUCCACCAGUGCUGCAGGAGCACAGGCAGCUAAAGUGUCUACAAUACCUUCUGGGUUCAAUUUUGCUGCUCCCCUGACAUUAGGAAAAGCUGGAGAAGCUGCUUCAACGUCAGUCACGUCAGCUGGCACAGCAUCGCUGCCCAUCAGCUCUAGUGCCUCAGGCAGUCUCUUUGGCAAUGUCCAGUUAACCAGCACAGGGUCUUCUGGGGUGUUUAAUCUUGGAGGCACCAAACCCACUUUUUCAUUUGGUAUUCAGCAAACAAACAGUAUGAGCACAUCCACCUCAACCCCUUCUACUCUCCCUGCUUCAACAUCCCUCUCGUUUGGAGGUUUCGCAAGUUCAUUACAAACUAUUGUCCCUGCUGCAACUUCCAGUAAGUCUGCAGGGGAUGCCAAAUCACCACCUGGGUCAGAAAAACCAUCUGAAAACGAAGCUGUAGCAGCUGGGUCUUCACCUUCAGUGCCCCAGGCACAGGCACAGCUCUCAGAGCCACUCAAAGAACCCGCCUUACCCCAGGCSACAGCCGGGGACACCCCGGAGGGCUCUGGCACCGCAGUGGCACCGCCUCCCCCUGACACCGGGGCUGCUCCCACCUCCACCAGCGAUGUGAAGGUGCCCGUGCCUCCUGCUGUCUCUGCAGCUGCCCCACCAGAUCAGAAUGUCUCAGCAACAACCUCCGCAGCAGGCACUGCCUCUCCUGCAGAAGCCACAGGUGCUCUGGCUGCUACCUCUGAUGCCACUACAGGUGUGCAGAGUCCAGCUGUUGGUGCCUCUGUGUUUGCCCCCACUUCUGCAGGCUCCUCCGUGUUCUCUCAGCCGCCAAGUUCCAGCUCUUCGGGCUCAGCAUUUACCCAGCCUGCUGGGGAAGCAGCUGCCACUCCUUCCACAGCACCCGUUUUUGGACAGCUCCCAGCAGGUACCACAGCAUCCUCUCCGUUUGGGCAGCUCACCACCAGCACUCUGUCCACGGCCACUGCCACCACCCAGGCRGCCACCUCGGGCUUUGGUACUUCUGCUUUUGGCACCACCACCACAGGGGGCUUUGGCCAGCCAGCCUUUGGGCAAGCACCAAUCUUUGGGCAACCUGCAAGCAGUUCUUCAAGUGGCUUUACCUUCAGCCARUCUGGGUUUGGGACAAUGCCAGCCUUUGGCCAGCCAGCAGCUUCCACCGCAGCCUCAAGCAGUGGGAAUGUUUUUGGAGCCCCAGCCAGCACCAACAGCGCCAGCUCCUUCUCCUUUGGCCAGCCAGCCAGCACGGGUGGGGGGCUCUUUGGGCAGAGCAGYCCCCCUGUGUUUGGGCAGAGCACUGGCUUUGGCCAAGGGGGAUCCGUGUUUGGUGGCACUGCCGCUGUCACCACCACCACGUCCUCUGCUGGGUUCAGCUUCUGCCAGGCCUCAGGUUUUGGUUCUAGUAAUACGGGCUCUGUGUUUGGGCAAGCAGCAAAUACUGGAGGCACUGUCUUUGGCCAGCAGCCAUCUUCUUCCAGUGGAAGCUUGUUUGGAGCUGGAGGUGGUGGGAGAGGUGGAGGCUUCUUCAGUGGUUUGGGAGGAAAGCCAAGUCAGGAUGCAGCCAAUAAGAAUCCCUUCAGUUCCUCCAGUGGAGGAUUUGGRUCCGCAGCUUCCCAGAAUUCUUCAAGCUUAUUUGGAAACAGUGGAGCAAAGACUUUUGGCUUUGGCAGCUCCUCCUUCGGAGAGCAGAAGCCGACGGGCACUUUCAGCUCUGGUGGUGGAAGUGUGGCCUCCCAAGGCUUUGGGUUCUCCAGCCCAAACAAAGCAGGUGGCUUCGGUGCUGCUCCAGUGUUUGGCAGCCCUCCCACUUUUGGGGGAUCCCCUGGGUUUGGAGGGGUGCCAGCAUUCGGUUCAGCCCCAACCUUUUCAAGCCCUCUGGGCUCAACGGGAGGCAAAGUGUUCGGCGAGGGGACGGCAGCAGCCAGCGCUGGAGGAUUUGGGUUUGGUGGUACCAGUAACAACACAGCAUCAUUUGGCACCUUGGCAAACCAGAACACCCCCACGUUUGGCUCCCUGUCCCAGCAGGGCAGCGGCUUCGGCACUCAAAGCAGUGGAUUCUCAGCUUUUGGGACAGGUGGAGGAGGGUUUGGUUUUGGAUCACCUAACACAUCUUCCUCUGGAUUUAGUGGAUGGAGAAGCUAGGAACAUCCUGAACUCUUCCUGUAGCUCCUGCAUUCAUGAGUCACCCACAUGAUCGAUACCCAACCAGCUUUUCUUCUAAAUACGAGUUCUCAGACUUUUUUUUUUUAAGAAAAAGAAUUUGCUUAUUUUUAUGCAAAACUUGCUGUCGCUCUAUAUUAAACUAUUUUAUCUGGCUUGA